Molecule: messenger RNA, 1586 nt
Organism: Eubalaena glacialis (North Atlantic right whale)
Lineage: Eukaryota; Metazoa; Chordata; Mammalia; Artiodactyla; Balaenidae
Gene: SEC22C
Product: SEC22 homolog C, vesicle trafficking protein
Exons: 7
Coding region: 149-1060 (303 amino acids)
Biological process (GO): endoplasmic reticulum to Golgi vesicle-mediated transport
Source: RefSeq, a predicted model, not a curated record
UACCUGCGCCUGGGCCGCCGGUGACCCGGGCCAGGUUCGCCGGGUGGGCUAAGGUUGCGGAGAAGGAGGAAGGUGGCGCGGCGGGAGGGCGCCGACUCCCGGAGGCCGCCGUCGGGGCGAGGUGUCCUCAUGACUCCUCUUGUGGACCAUGUCCAUGAUCCUUUUUGCCUGUGUGGUUAGGGUGAGGGAUGGACUGCCCCUCUCGGCCUCCACUGACUUUUACCACACCCAAGAUUUUCUGGAAUGCAGGAGACGGCUCAAGACUUUAGCCUUGCGACUGGCCCAGUAUCCAGGUCGAGGUUCUGCAGAAGGACUUGACUUCAGUAUCCAUUUCUCUUCUUCGAGGGAUGUGGCCUGCAUGGCUAUCUGCUCCUGCCAGUGUCCAGCAGCCAUGGCCUUCUGCUUCCUGGAGACCCUGUGGUGGGAAUUCACAGCUUCCUAUGACACCACCUGCAUUGGCCUAGCCUCCAGGCCAUACGCCUUCCUCGAAUUUGACAGCGUCAUUCAGAAAGUGAAGUGGCAUUUUAACUAUGUAAGUUCCACCCAGAUGGAGAGCAGCUUAGAAAAAAUUCAGGAGGAACUCAAGUUCCACCCUCCAGUGGUUCUCACUCUGGAGGACGCAGAUGUGGCUAACGGGGUGAUGAACGGUCACCCACAGAUGCACUUGGAGCCUGCUCCGAAUUUCCGAAUGGAACCUGUGACAGCCCUGGGCAUCCUCUCUCUUAUUCUCAACAUCAUGUGCGCUGCCCUGAACCUCAUUCGUGGAAUUCACCUCGCAGAACAUUCUUUACAGGUUGCACAAGAAGAAAUUGGAAGUAUUCUGGCUUUUCUUAUUCCUUUUGUAGCCUGCAUUUUCCAGUGUUAUUUGUACCUGUUCUACAGUCCAGCCAGGACGAUGAAGGUGGUGCUGAUGCUGCUUUUUAUUUGCCUGGGCAACAUGUACCUGCAUGGGCUGAGGAACCUCUGGCAAAUCCUCUUCCACAUAGGAGUGGCUUUCCUGUCUUCCUAUCAGAUCCUGACGAGGCAGCCUCAGGAGAAGCAGUCUGACUGUGGAGUGUGAGGAUGACGUCAUGGGCUGAACGGAUCCUUUGAUUUUCUUAUGAGGGUCAUUGGUGUUCCCCGUUUUGCUUCUCGACUUCACCUUAAGUUUCCAUCCUUGAAGUUCCUUUCAGCCAAAGCGGAUUGACCCCGAGAGCUGAGAUUUUUCAUAGGUGCAGUUGAAAGCAUGAGAUUGCUUGACAUCCAGUCCGAGUUCUGUGCUGAGCGUUACUGCAGAAUCUCCAGUUCAGCACGUUUACCUCGGACAGCAGAAUCGGGGGGCUUAUUCAGAAAGAGCAUUAUUGGAAGACCAAAAUGGACUUAUUUUGGUCUUUUGAACUGAGUGAUGCAAUAAACCACUAGAUUCAAUAACAGUAGUUUAAAGUAAUUGGCAGUUGUCUCUGAGAAACCACUUAAAAAUCUGUAUCAGCUUUUCAGUCUAAAUGUGACUUGGUUAGUUUUUUUUUUUGAGGGCCAGAAGAGGGUGAACUAAAAACUUUAAAAAGUGGUUUAUAACUCUAAGAUGGAUAAAUUUUGUUUACAUUUUU